Molecule: messenger RNA, 1440 nt
Organism: Phytomonas sp. Hart1
Lineage: Eukaryota; Euglenozoa; Kinetoplastea; Trypanosomatida; Trypanosomatidae
Source: the annotation of a GenBank genome assembly
AUGAUGAGCGCGAGUGUCUCGGCGGCCAUCCCCGCCAAACGGGAUGAUAAUACUAUGAUAAAUGCCUCCACUGUUCUUCUUUAUCCUUUUAAAUCGAUGAGCCUUGGGUGGUGGGAUAGUUUCCUUUCCACUGUCGCCCCCCUCAAUCGCGUUUCCGUCCUUGUGCAUGUUAUGCGGUGUAUGAUGACGUACGCAGUGCUGCAUGAGGACCCUUUUUUAGAAGAGGCGAUCAUUCACAUGGGGAAGGGCCUUCCGCAGGCAUGGCCGCCGCCGAGUGCGCAGGAAGAUAGCAAUUUUAUUCCCGCCUUUGAGGCCGGCUAUCACAUCUUUCAAACGAUUUGCGUGAUUUCAAAGUUUCGAACUCUCGAUCGGAAGGCGAAGUACGGGCUUUUAUCCAUGGCGGAGCAGCGAAUUCAGAUGAUUGUGAAAGGCACGCAAAAUCAGGAGGACAAGAUGAGCUUUUGGGCCGCCGCGCAGGUCGCCGCGGAUCGGAUUCAGACGCUUCAACGCGAGCUCGACUCCCCCGUCGCGUGGAAUAAAUUAAUGCACGCGAUGAAGGUUCUUUUUUUCUCGGUGAACAUCCGAAACGGAAAGCUCCCGAGUCUCGACCCGGAGGUGAAUCCUUUGGACAAUUUCGCGUGUUAUGAGGGCUGUCCGUGCUAUGGAAAGCUGCGCAACACCUACACCCUUUUUGUUCGCGGCAUGGAGAAGAUCAAAAUCAUCGAUUGCGCGAUGAUCGCCGCCGUCAAGGACGACGACGUCCUACUGCGUGAGGUGGUCACGGAGUUGCUUUAUCGCUAUCGUGAUCACAUCACGGAAAACCCCCCCGCGAAUGAUGUCAUUCGGCAGAUCCAAAAUGGGACCUUUUUUUAUUGCCGACUCGCCCUCUUUCACGCCUUGAGUUAUCUUCAAGAUCUCUCCGAGCUGCAUAGCGAUUCGGUGACCGCGGUGAAGGAGUUCACCUGCUACCUUCACCGGUUUAUUCUUUCCAUGCAUUGGGUGAAGAAUGAGGUGCGGCGAAUCAAGGGGGUCAAGGAUCUCGUCCCGAUGCUGAACCGCGCGAUUACCACCGCGGAUAAUACCUUUUGCCGGGUCAGCGAGAACGGCUUUAAACACGUCCUGCACACCCUCAAAGGCUACACGAACGCCUGCUUUGUGACCCUGGCGGCCUCGAAAUAUCAUUUCGCCGUGCAUUCGCGGGAUAUUUUCGUGGGAAGGUCGGAGGAUAUGCGAUGCGCGAACCCAGGAUGCCCGCGGACGGCGCGGAAUCUUCUCAAAUGCAGUGGCUGCGAUGUCACCUAUUACUGCUCGGCGGACUGCCAAAAGGCGGAUUGGGAGAAGCAUAAAGGUUUUUGCCAUGAAAUCGAAUCCCGACGGGGGAAGCCGGAGCCGAUGGAGCACGUCAUCAGCGAAAUGCACUGUAUUAAACCUAAAGUUUAA